Molecule: messenger RNA, 1605 nt
Organism: Melanotaenia boesemani (Boeseman's rainbowfish)
Lineage: Eukaryota; Metazoa; Chordata; Actinopteri; Atheriniformes; Melanotaeniidae
Gene: spina
Product: spindlin-Z
Exons: 8
Coding region: 474-1235 (253 amino acids)
Biological process (GO): gamete generation
Source: RefSeq, a predicted model, not a curated record
UGGAGAGGAAGAAGGAAGGAAAAUCCAGCAACAUGGCUGACUCUGGCUCUGCAGAACCCGCUUCUUCUUUUAGUUAGACGAUGGCUGUAAACUGGUAUAUUUACCUGAACCAGUCAGAUGGCUGGCAGACCAGUAAGGGCUGAACAGGAAGAUGUAAAAACCUGAAUGUUUGAAGUGGAGCUCUGUUUGGCUCAGACUCAUGAAUCUGCUGCAUCGUCUCGUUCAGAUGCAGUAACAGAAGCAGGGACAGGUUAAAAGCUGAUUUUAAUGCUCCUCUGGGCCCCAUCUGUCAAUCAAGGGUGGUCCUGCAGGUUAAAUUUGGGUUUUGUCCAAGACGACUGAAGCUCGAUUCCCAGAAACACAAGAGUGUGACAUCUCAUCAGCACUCCUGUUCGCUGGAGAUCAGACCUGGAGAGGUUUGCAUUGUUGCCGCUUGGGUGGGCAGCAUGGCUCCCCUGCCUGACUCCAGAUGAAUGAAGAGCACUCCGGGACACAGAGAUACAGCUGAUACAGGGCAUGCAGGUGUUUCUGCAAACAUGAUGAAGAAAAAAAAUCCACACAAGAAGCAUAAGAGCAGCAAGGUUCUGUCGCCGCCGCAGCACAACCUUGUCGGCUGCCGCAUCCAGCACGUCUGGAAGGAAGGAGGAGGUCAUGUGGUGUGGAAAGGAACAGUCCUGGACCAGGUGCCAGUGAACCCGUCACUCUAUCUGAUAAAGUAUGAUGGAUUCGACUGCGUUUAUGGUCUGGAGCUUCAUAAAGACGAGAGGGUUCAGGGGUUGGAGGUGCUGCCGGACAGACUGGCUAAAUCCCGUCUGGCGGAUGUCAGCCUGGCAGACGCCAUGAUCGGGAAAGCAGUGGAACAUAUGUUCGAGACGGACAAGGGUCCGAAGGAGGAGUGGAGGGGGAUGGUGUUGGCCCGAGCGCCCAUCAUGACCACCUGGUUCUAUAUCACCUAUGAGAAAGACCCUGUCCUGUACAUGUACCAGCUGCUGGACGACUAUAAGGAGGGAGACCUUCGUAUUAUGCCUGACUCCAACGACGGCAUCCCAGCCGAGAGGGAACCUGGCGAAGUGGUGGACAGCCUGGUGGGUAAACAGGUGGAGUACGCCAAAGAGGACGGCGGCAAACGAACUGGCAUGGUAAUACACCAGGUGGAGGCCAAGCCGUCCGUCUACUUCAUUAAGUUUGAUGACGACUUUCUCAUUUACGUCUACGACCUGGUCAAAACGUCGUAAGGCUGUGGACUUCCCCAAGCCCCGCCCACAGACUAAAGACUCAGAAAAGACAUUUUCCUGGAUGGAAACAGUUGUUUCAAGAAUUUACUCGUUUUUGUUUUCAGGAAUGAGAAGAAAGAAAAAAAGAAAAGUUAUUUUCAUGUUAACUUUUAUUGGUCCACAUUUAUAACCUUCAUGGAUAACGCAGAGGUGUCUGGGAUGUUGGAGAAACUAGGAAAAGAUUGUUGGAAAGGCAGCCUUGUGUUGGAGCGCAGAGGUUUUAUCUUCUCAUUCUCCUAAUGACACCAGUAGGAUAAAGAGAUGCUGAUUAAUUCAGACCUCAUUGAGCAGAUUACCAGCAGCCACCUGUUAAUAAAAACCCAGAAACAUA